AUGUUCCUGAACAGCGGUGCGGCAAGCGCCAAUGCCUGGAUGUGCAACUGUUACUAUCCUAAUAACCCCGGCGAGGUUGUAGCUAUCAAGGUCUGCAAUGAGUUCGGAGGAGGGCUCUGCCACGACAACACUUAUAACAUCAACGGAUGUAUCUUGGACAAGCCCAUCACUGAUGCCGACUGCGCCAGGCUCUAUCCCAAGAUUAUUGACGGCAAGCAAACCCCGGAUCAUGACUGGAAGGCAAACUGCGAACACUACACUGGAACUUGCCCCAAGUAG
Molecule: messenger RNA, 279 nt
Organism: Colletotrichum orchidophilum
Lineage: Eukaryota; Fungi; Ascomycota; Sordariomycetes; Glomerellales; Glomerellaceae
Exons: 2
Coding region: 1-279 (92 amino acids)
Source: RefSeq, a predicted model, not a curated record